This is a messenger RNA of Bombus impatiens (common eastern bumble bee), 7481 nucleotides long. RefSeq lists its product as uncharacterized. The transcript has 3 exons. The record is from RefSeq and is a predicted model, not a curated record. Bases 1 to 7437 code for a protein of 2478 amino acids. Lineage: Eukaryota; Metazoa; Arthropoda; Insecta; Hymenoptera; Apidae.
AUGAUUCAGUGUCAGAUUUCAACAAUUAAGCCUGAAAAUAUGAAAGCAUUUGUCACCCCAGAUCGUCUUUGGAUGGUUAUCAAAGAUGUAGGAUCGCUAUCAGAAGUGAGAGCAUCUAGGAUAGAAAGGGAUCUGCAAGGUGUUACCACGGUCCUCCUAGUCUCGGCUCGACCCGGUAAAUCCAUUCCUCCGGUCGGUCUAUUAACGAAAACCGCCCGAACCUUCGUCCAAGAUGGAGCCAGCACGGAGUUCGCUACUCAGGUACUCGGUACCACGUUGGACAACGGUCGUCUGUACGCUAGAAUAUUAUCUACGUCUAGCAGAGUAUUCUACGAUAAGGAACCAGCACCAGAUUCACCUACACCUUAUGUGGUUUAUCCCUCGAGAACCUCUGACGACGAUUGGCAGCUGAAAGUAGCUCUCGACAAUGCGCCCAUCAAAGCAUUAAGGGAUAUCGAAGAAUCUAAAUUGGAGGAAAAUCAGGAGAGAGAUUCUGGGAAUCAAAGUAGCGAAGGAAAAUCGUCAACGAAAUUGGACGAGUUAUCCAGGGAGAAUGAUAUAUUUAGCAGAAGAGAAUUAGGGUCAGAUUCGCAGAGAUUCAAACCUGCUAAGGUCAGGCCAGCGGAUAAUCUUCCUACGUACACUGUUACUCAUGAAUAUGUCGCGAACAAUUUUGAAGACGAUCAACCUAAGAGUUUCAGACCUCGAGUGCCUAAAAUCUUUAAACCUCAGCCAAAAGCUCCUUCUACACUCAAGAAAUUAGACAUAAAGCCUCUGGCUACUGUAACGUACCAUGGUUUCGCUGAAUUCACUACGACUGUAGGCGAAACUGUCAUAGUUUUCUCUCCAAGUACGUCACCAGCUCCAGUCGGUCGCCCGGCUACUACGAUCAAAGGAGAUGCGACCUUGAGACCUGACGACGGAAUCGCAGUAGUAAAGAUCAGACCAACCAGCGUAGUCACUGGUCAAGAGAAGACCAAGCAACAUCCUGGACGUAAAUCUGAUCCAAAAAGCGAAACAGGCGAUCCUUUGUUAGACGCCAUUAACAGAGCUAAUAUUCAGCCAAGUGUCACCGAAGAUUUCGAAGUAGAAUCUUCAACAACAUCUACAGAGCCUCUUCUUUUAAUACCAGAUGUCGAAACUGGCUCGUUAAAACCUACAGGACUUCUAAAAGUUGUAGACUCUACUACUUCCCUUGAUGGCACUACCACUCACUAUAAGAGUUUAAUUUAUGGAACAUACAUUGGUACAAAUUACGCUCAGAUUAUACAUACGUCGUCGAACGUGUACUUUUUCCCUGACGAAGCCACUGCGACUUACGAUGCCGAAGAUACUACCGUAGAUUAUGGAACGACUGCCACUGAAGAGCCUGAACAUGAACAGGACACUACAUUAGAAAUAACGACUGGUACUACACCAAGGGUAAUUGCUACGAGCGAGGAAUCUCUUCCAGAAAUGAACGAACUGACCACUCCUAUUAAAGACACCACUGAUAGCGUAUUAACGACCUUGAAAGAUAUUUUGGAGAGUGCUAGAAGAGUUCUUGGUACCACGGAAUCGGCUGCUCCAACGUUAGAUGAUGAAAUUCCUAAUGAUAUUGUUCCUGGGGACCCUCAAGGUCGUAGUAUCAAGGGUGGCAGCUCGAAGAACGAUCUUGGUCAUCAGAAUCACAAGGAGCACGAAUUUGAGCAGGAAGGUAAGAUUACUUUGGCUACCAGGCUACUUCCUUCCACAGUGUAUAAGACGUUCACUUACUUCACUACUUUCUUCGUACCGAAAGGCGAUGAAACUACAACUUCCGUUAUUUCUAAUGAAGUAGUGUCUUCCGACGUUACCUAUCUGACAGAGUUGAUUCUGCCUAGCGAAACUGCGUCUCCGAUUCUUCAAACGACGUUGCCUGAACCUGUGACGACAAGGACAGCUCCUGUUUCGAUCACUGCGUUGGAAGAAGAACAAACAACGAAGCAGGAUGAAGAGAUAGAGCUGAUAUUCAAGACCCUGUACACUACGUAUACUUAUCUGACGACGUACUUCCAAGAAAGCACUUCGAGUAUUUCUAGUAGAGAAGUCGUUGAAACAAAUGUGAUUACUCAGACUGUUGGACCUAAUGGAGUAUCUGCAGUGGUUGCUGGAUUGUUUGAGAAGGAUGAGUCCAGUUUGAUAUCACCAACCAAAAUUUCGGAUAAAAUUUUGCCUUCGACUACUCCUGAACAUGAAGAAGGAACUGAAAAGUAUCCAACGACUAUGGAACAAACGACAGAAGACAUUCUUACCACGUUGCAAGAACAAGAUACUACUACUGAUCAGAAUAUUCCAACAGAACCGGGAACAACUGUUAAGGAAUUUGAAGACACCAAACACACGAUACCUGAUAUUGAACCAAGUCCAACUCCAGCCUUACCCACUCAAGAAGUAAAGGAACAGAUCAAAACUUAUUAUACAACUUACACUUACUUCACCACAAUCUUUGUUGAUGAUGAAACAGAGAUUGAAACAAGGACAGAGGUGUUCACCAAUGUAGUCACUGAGACCAUUCAACCAACAGCUGUGGUGCCUGUUAUUCAAGAAACAGAGCGACCAACUACACCCAGAGAGGAACCAGCCAAUAAACCAGCCGUUCCACCGGAGAUCUUGGCCUAUUUGGAAGCCAUUCAGAGACAGAAGUCUCAAGAAGAAGCGCUCCUUCUUGCCAAAAGGGUACAACAACAAGGAAACAGUAAAACUGAGGAAACCACGAAUGCGCCUGAAACUAAAGAAACUACGACAGAGGAUUCAGACACUUUGGAAGAACAAUCGACUACAGAAAAUUUGUUUCGCGGUUUCGAAGUGAACGCGCAAGUGACGCCAAAUCCACCAAUGGAAGGCGAAAUCUUGGGCUCUAUGAUCACUGAUGUCGUAUCUUCUUCCAGUGCUGGAAGUGGCACCGUUCUAGACGUGAUGGAUAAAAGAAACGCAGUUCCUGAAGACCAGGAGCUUUCAGAAUCUAAUCAUCACGACGUAGAGCCAGCACCAACUCUUCUACUUCAAACAAGUUAUACUACCUUUACUUAUUUUACAACGAUGUACAAAGGUGACGAAUCUAACAUAGUUAGCCGUCUAGAAACAGUUACAAAUGUAGUCACAGAGACAAUUAGGCCAACAGCUGUGAUCCCUGAAGAAACGAGCACACUGCCAGUUACGUAUUUCACGACGUUCACUUAUUGGACUACAUUCUACAGAGGAGGCGACACUGUCACUACCAGUCGAGAAGAGACUGUCAGCAAUGUUAUGACACCGGGUGUAGCACCUACGCCUACCGUAGAGUUAGGCGUGAUCAUGACUUACAGACCAACGACGACAAACAUAGAAGACAGCCAAUCUAGCGAAAAAGAAUCCAAAAUCACUGCCGACAAUGAAGUGACGCCCUCAGUCGUCGUUCCUAUUGAAAAUUCGAAAGCUGAGGAAUCAGAAACUACAAGUUCCAAAGAUAUUACUACUCCAUCUUCUGAGAAUGUUCUACAAUCAACUACAGUUUCACCUGAACCUACCACUUAUUAUACUACUUACACAUAUUUCACGACUUCUUACAUUGGUAAUGAGACUAUUUUGAAUAGCAGAUUGGAGACUGUCACUAGUGUCUCUGUUCCUGAUGUCCUUGCAACUUCACAAGUGGCAACAGGAAGAGCAAUUGAUGGAUCAGUGUUUAAACAAACUUUAGCCACCGAAGAGAAACCAGUCAUUCCCGCAAAACCUACUGAACUUCCAAAAAUUGGUUUAAUCUCGACGAUCAGGUCAAGUCAAGUAAAUGAUGGAACCACUACUCAUUUUAUGACUGAUGUUCAUGGUACAUAUAUCAAUGGAUUGUACGCUCAGGUUGUAGAAAGCUCGACAAGAGUAGAGACACCGCCUCUGCCUUCGUCCGUAGUUACUCCAGUCCUACCAACAGGAAUUUUAUCGAUGAACAAGGGUAUCGUGGUAGACGCCGAUGAGAUUACUACUAUUUAUUUUACGACGAAGCAGAUUGGAACUUUGUUUGAUGGUCUUUAUGCGAAGGUUAUCGAAAGUACUUCGAGUACGAAGAUUAACGAAGAGAGGAAAGCGACUAUUUUACCUACUCAAGGUCACAGAACUGGUUUGGUUAGAUUAAUUCAAGGUCAAAUUGCGAAUAAUGGAACUACGACAUUCUAUCAAUCUAAGGUGAUUGGAACCAGCAUCGAAGGUAGAUACGCUCAGAUCAUAGAAAGCACAUCCAGUUUUCUAUCUUCGACUCCAACGGCAAACAUCGCGCCUACUUCCACUCUGCCACCUGGCAAACCAACUCAAAUCGCAGAAAUCUCACCUUCGCCUGCUGUCAUUCAAUCUUCCUUAUCGGAAGACCCAACGACGGAAUCCCCGGAACAAGACGAAGACUCAGAACAGAAUGAGGAGAGUGAAGAAGAGGAUGAAGAAGGGGAAGAUGGACAAAGUUCCAAGAAGAAAUCUAGACUGACCUUUUCUACUAGAAAAAGAACUUUCACUCCAGUGAUCAGACCAUUCGCCUCCAGAAACAGACCCACGUUUAAUCCCAAAAGAAAGGGUGCUCAGGGUGCAACGACGAUUACCAGAACAGACAUAACACCCACAAUAACUGCGACCUUGGCUGGAAAAGGAAAUAGAUUCGCAUCUUCUAGAGGUCGAGUCAGUUCACCAAUAGGUCCAUACUCUUCUACGUUGUCUCAGUCAGGUUCUAGGAGGUUCUCAGGAAGAAGAGGUUCACCAAAUACAGCUAGUAGUUAUGCAUCAACUAUAACUGGAAGUACCAGAGGCAGAGCUCAAUCUAGAAUAUCUCCAUCCUCUGUUUUCCAAGGAAACAGAAGAGGACCUACGUCGAUUAGAGGAUCUUCAGCCAGAGUUGCAUCUCGUGCCUCAAGCUCAGUUUAUCCUGGAGUCUCUACUAGAUAUAGAUCACCAAUCAGACCUUCGUCUACCUUGUCAAGAGGUCAGGCUACGGUUAAACACGACGACCAGGAGAACGAUGCUAAUGAAUUCACUACGACUACGUUGGUGACCGAGGAGACGCCUUAUACAGAGGAUAUAGAGGAUGGAGAGACCGUGACGACACCUUUGCAGACGACCACAGAGUCUUCGAGAAGAUCCACGAAUCCCUUACUCAGAUUCCGUAGACCUAUUAACUUGAAUAAUUCCGGCAGAACUGGUACUACGCCGAGACCGCCAACGACUACACGGAGAAAUGGAAAUUUAAAUAGAGCCACUUCGCCAACUGUUCCUAAAGUGACUAAUACGAGAACCAAUGGAAGGGUAAAUGCUCCAAUUUCAACUAGACCAAGACAAGGUGGCACGGGGUUAUUUCCGCCUCGAGGUCUACUUGGGAAAAAGCCGGAAUUACCCAUCGAGGAACAGAUAGAACCAAAUGAAGAUCUAGAAGAAGAAGGAGAAGAGAAUUUGGAGGACGAGCCUGUGGAAGAAAUAGCUGACAAUGAUUACGAAGGAUCUGAGCAUGAAGAUAGAAUCAAUCGUCGGUCUGGAAAAUCUGUCAGACCCACUGUACAGAUCAGGCCGUUUAACAGAGCACGAAGAAUACGUCGACAGGCGAGUCAGUUGAGAUCUUUGACCAGUCGAUUCAGAAGACCUAGUCAGAGCUCGUCGAAGUCCGAAGAAAAAUCUGACGCUAGCGAAAACGUGUCUAGCAAAGAGGAGACUUCCAAGUCUAGUUCCAAACCUAUUGCUCGGUAUAACAACCGUGCAAGGUCUCUUACAGCGACUAGACCAACGUCCAAGUCUAAUAAUCCUGAGAAAACAUCUGCAGAGUCUACAGAGUCGAGUCAAAAUAAAAAUAGGAAUAGGUCUAAACAAUCUAAUAAUGGAGACAGAAACGUUGCCUCCAGAAUAAAACCUUCUUCAACUUCAAAUAAUGGUAGACAGUUUACUUUAAGAGAAAAAGAUGGAUCUUCUUCUACCAGGACGAAUUACAAAAGACCUAGUUCUUCAAAUUCCAGGACAAAUGGAAGAUCGACUACUACUACUAAUUCAGAUCGAGUAAGGCCUCCACGAUUACGAAACGGUUCCAAUAAAUCGUCAGAGAAUACCAGUACAAGACGAACACCUCCUUCUAGUCGCACUUCCUCGAAUAGAUCCUCCAAUAGAAAUAGCAGCAGAAGAGGUUCUUCUAGUAGAUCAAGAGGAUCUCUAGAAGAUAUCCGAGAAGCACCUACCGUGUAUCCUGACUUCGAUGGAACGAUCACAGUGACUCAUUACGUGCCCACGGAAGUUACUAUUCCCGUAGUGAACAAUGGUAUCACAGAGCACAGGAACAUAAUAACGGCACAACCCAGUACAGAGAUUUUAAGUCCAUCUCAGUAUAGUACAGUGACAGGUGGAGACGGCAAGCCGUUAGUGGUGAUUGUUAGCGAGGUAACCGGUACCAAUCCUCAAGGUCAGACCGAAGUAACCCGAUUCCUGCUCCACGAGACGCCCACCACUCGUGUCUCCCACACAUUAACCACACUAGGUGGUCGUAGAGCCUCUCAAUCCGUAAUUGUACCCACCACAGUCUAUUCUGUAGAGAACGUGGUCUCCACGGUGCAACCUUCUCUCCCUGGAAAUGCGCCUCUCGCGAACAUCCUUCUAUCGCAGUUGCUCCUCGGUCAAUUAGGUCAGGCAAACCCUCUGCUGCAGUCUCAAGGUACACCGUCUACUCAGUAUAAUACGCGUACGACUUCGUACGUUACUACGAUCACUAAGCAGCAGAGUACCGUGAUCCCACUCACUUUCCGGGGCAAGGAGAUUCUAACAACCUUGGUGGAUACUUCGACAGAUGUGGUGACUGCUACAGAGUUCAUCACGGAUACAGUGGUGGUUACACCUACUGCAGCGUUGCCAGCGGCGAAUUUGAACUCAUUGUUACUGUUACUUCAGCAGCCUCAACCACAAAAGAACGCUAAUCCUUUGCUGGAUCCUUUGUUCGCUGCUCCUCCAUUCACUCAGAGCAAUACUUUGCCUGGAGAGGUGGAGAGAAGGCAUCAGCCAGCUGACUUGGAUUAUAAACACGAUAAUUAUGAGUAUUCCGACGAAGAAGAUGACGUUCAGGAGUAUCAGAAGCCUUCCAGGUCUAGAAAUGGUCGCGGUAAAGCGAACGAUAGGAAAGAGGAUCAUUCUAGUGCGGCUAGAGAGGAAUCUAGCGUAGUGACAUUAUACGUUUCUGGGAGACGGCCAGGAGAGUUCAGUACUGUUUUGAGCACCGUGAAAGUAAGCGACACGUCUCGAAGACGACGAGACACCGGGGAAGAUUUAGUCGUUGAGGUUCGACCCUCGAUCCCACCGUCGUUGCACGAGGGAUCGGAAGACAUCACGGUUCUGGCGGGAAGUGUGGACUCGCUAGAAGCGCAUGCGCCGACACAAAGUCUCGAGAGCGUAGUGGGUGACGUAGGACGGCACAUUUCCACGUCCAUCCACACCUAACCCUCAAAUACACACACUUUAGAUAAUCCUUCCCCUCUUCUACU